AUGUCCAAGGUUGCUGAUAUAAUUGCUAAAUUGGCAAUUCCAAUUGGUGUGGGUGCUGUUAUUGCCCAGUCUUCUUUAUAUGAUGUUAAAGGUGGUCAGCGUGCAGUCAUCUUUGACAGAUUCCAAGGUGUGAAGCAAAAAGUUGUGGGCGAGGGUCUUAACUUUGUCAUUCCUUGGCUACAGAGACCAAUCAUAUAUGAUGUCAGAACAAGACCAAGAGCCAUAAAUACAGUUACUGGAUCGAAAGAUUUGCAAACAGUCUCUCUUACAUUGAGAGUUUUACACAGACCAGAUGUCCGUGGACUCCCUUGGAUUUACAGAAACUUGGGUCUGGACUAUGACGAAAGGGUUUUGCCUUCUAUUGGAAAUGAGGUGUUGAAAACUGUGGUUGCACAGUUUGAUGCUGCCGAACUGAUCACAAUGAGAGAGUUGGUUUCCAAGAGAAUUUGGAAGGAGUUGGAGAAGAGAGCAGAAGAGUUUCACAUCAAGCUUGAGGAUGUGUCUAUUACACACAUGUCUUUUGGAAGAGACUUCACUAAAGCUGUUGAGAGAAAGGUGAUUGCCCAGCAGGAUGCUGAAAGAGCAAAGUUCCUCGUUGAUAAAGCUGAGCAAGAGAGAAAGGCUAAUGUUAUAAGGGCAGAGGGUGAAGCAGAGGCUGCAGAGCAUAUUUCGAAGGCACUUAAUGAGAAUGGUGAUGGCUUGUUGUUGAUCAGAAGAAUUGAAACAUCAAAGCACAUUGCUGACACACUCAGCCGUUCGCCUAAUGUUAUUUAUUUGCCGGAUGGUUCCAGAAAGGGUGGAAAUCAGGCAUUGAUGCUCAACAUAGGAAGAAAUUGA
Brettanomyces bruxellensis is the source of this 837-nucleotide messenger RNA. RefSeq names its product Prohibitin-1, subunit of the prohibitin complex (Phb1p-Phb2p) (gene PHB1). NCBI's taxonomy places the organism in Eukaryota, Fungi, Ascomycota, Pichiomycetes, Pichiales, Pichiaceae. The coding region runs from base 1 to 837 and encodes 278 amino acids. Gene Ontology annotation, cellular component: mitochondrion; membrane. Gene Ontology annotation, biological process: mitochondrion organization. The transcript has a single exon. The record is from RefSeq and is a predicted model, not a curated record.